AUGGGUAAUUCUAUAAUUGGCGAGUCAAUCGUUGUAUUGGUGACGCUGCUCAUGAUAUCCCUUUUGGAUAUAAUCCUCAACCUGUAAUUCCUGAAAGUCGUGCAGCUCCAUAAAUUGAAACUUUUGCAUCUCCUGAAGAAGAACAACCAUAUUGGGGAGAAGAAGAAUAAGAAUUUGUUCCUGUUACACCAGAUGCUGUUCCAAAUGUUUUCCCUGAGGAGAAGAACAACCAUAUUGGCCAGAAGAAGAGGAAGAGAAGAACAACCAUAUUGGGGAGAGGAAGAAUAAGAAUUCGUCCCACCACCUGUUAGUCCUCCAGUUAUUCCUGAUGAAAUUUAACCAGAACCAUUACCUGAGCCUGAACCAUAACCAGAACCUGAGGCUGCUCCUGCCCCUGCACCUAAACCAGCUCCAGGACCAGCUCCUCCUUCUGAACCUCAAGUUCCAGUUGUCAAAGAAUGUGAAGCAACAAUUGAUGUCACUAAAGAAAAUGCUGCAGAUAUAUUGUGUGCUAUCUCAGAGUAUUUGGCUUAAUUAGCAUCUGGCCAUGUUCCAGAAUUAGGUAUCAAUCCAUCAAGAGUUUGUUUCUGUUUGCAAUAUGAUGAUAGCGAGUCCAAUGAAUCCUUCAUGCAAGUCGAGGCCAUUCUUAAAGAAAAUGAUGCUUUUACUAUUAAUAAAUUAGUUGCCUAAAGAUGA
Messenger RNA from Paramecium tetraurelia, 696 nucleotides. RefSeq lists its product as uncharacterized. Lineage: Eukaryota; Ciliophora; Oligohymenophorea; Peniculida; Parameciidae. The transcript is spliced from 5 exons. The record is from RefSeq and is a predicted model, not a curated record.